CUCAUUUGUAUCUGCAUUGGAGAUGUACCCUCCCUUCUUAAAAGCCCCAACGCAGUCGGGUGAUUCCGAAGGUGAAACUGCUUCGUGAAGUGGAGCGGGACUUUUUGGGAGCAGACUUCCAUGGAUUCUUCACCUGGAGUACCGAAUGCAUUCAUGGGGAAGAGAGUGUAUCUCCAUCCACAUUGGACAGGCUGGAGUCCAGAUUGGCAAUGCGUGCUGGGAGCUGUAUUGUCUGGAGCAUGGGAUCCAUCCGGAUGGGAAUGUGCUGAGCAGCAAGACCACCGGCAGAGUGGAUGACUCCUUCAACACCUUUUUCAGCGAGACAAGCGCAGGAAGGCGUGUUCCUCGUGCGAUCUUUGUGGACCUAGAACCCUCUGUGAUAGACGAGGUCAGGACUGGGACUUACCAGCAGCUUUUCCAUCCGGAGCAGCUGAUCACUGGAAAGGAAGAUGCCGCCAACAACUAUGCCCGGGGACAUUACACGGUUGGGAAGGAGAUCAUUGAUACGGUGCUUGAGCGUGUCCGAAAGUUGUCAGACCAAUGCAUAGGCCUUCAGGGCUUCCUGAUAUUCCACAGUUUUGGGGGAGGCACAGGGUCUGGCUUCACCUCCCUAUUGAUGGAGCGUUUAUCCGUCAAUUAUGGGAAGAAAUCCAAGCUGGAGUUCGCUAUUUAUCCAGCUCCUCAGAUCUCUACGGCUGUGGUUGAGCCAUACAACUCCAUUCUCACCACUCACACUACCUUGGAGCACUCAGACUGUGCGUUCAUGGUGGACAAUGAGGCAAUUUAUGACCUCUGCUGUCGUAACCUCGACGUCGACCGUCCCACGUACAUCAACCUCAAUCGUUUGAUUGGCCAGAUUGUGUCCUCGAUCACUGCCUCACUGCGCUUUGAUGGGGCUUUAAACAUAGAUCUGACGGAGUUCCAGACUAACUUGGUCCCCUACCCUCGCAUCCACUUCCCAUUGGUUACCUAUGCACCCAUCAUCUCUGCUGAGAAAGCCUACCACGAGCAGCUGUCUGUGUCCGAGAUCACCAACUCCUGCUUUGAGCCAGCCAACCAGAUGGUAAAGUGUGACCCUCGCCACGGCAAGUACAUGGCCUGCUGCAUGCUGUACCGGGGAGAUGUGGUGCCCAAGGAUGUCAAUGCUGCCAUUGCCACCAUCAAGAACAAGCAAUCAAUUCAGUUUGUGGACUGGUGUCCCACUGGGUUCAAGGUUGGGAUCAAUUACCAGGCUCCCACUGUGGUACCUGGAGGUGACCUGGCGAAGGUUCAGCGUGCCGUCUGCAUGCUGAGUAACACAACUUCCAUUGCUGAAGCCUGGGCUCGCCUGGACCACAAGUUUGACCUCAUGUAUUCCAAGCGUGCAUUUGUCCACUGGUUUGUGGGCGAGGGAAUGGAGGAGGGAGAGUUUGCAGAAGCAAGGGAAGACUUGGCUGCAUUAGAGAGAGACUACGAAGAAGUGGGGGCAGACUCCAUGCAGGAAGAAGAUGGUGGAGAAGAAUACUGAAAGCCACAUUCCAGCCAUAAUAAUCAAUACAUAUGCUGUACCACCUGCCCUGUGCAAUGUGUAAACUGCAAUGAAUAAAUCUUAAGAUUGUUGGUGUUUUAAUGGGAUGAAUCCAAUUGUGGAUGGUUGUAAACAAUUCAACAGCUAACAGCUCCAAUAAUGAAACAGUACAUGGCCACAAGCAACUACAUCAAGACAACCUGAGUUUCUAAGACAAGGCCAAAGCAUUUGCAUCUAUUUUUCAGCUAAUAUUAAGGAAUAGAUGGCCUCCUCCUGAUGCCCUUGCCUCAGGAGGCGGACUAAUUACAGAAGUCAUUAUUCAAACAAUUCCAGUUCACUUCACAUGAUAAUCAAGUGAACUCAGCCAUUUCUGGAUACUGCAAAGCCUGUGUGCCCCAACAACAGGAGCAGCUGUAGUACUGAAGAUUAGCACUAACGAAGCCACGUCAUUUGCGAAUAUGUCAAGCAAUGUGAGUUAAGCAAAAAUAAAUUUUAUGUUGAUUUAUUUACUUUUUACCCACACA
Molecule: messenger RNA, 2031 nt
Organism: Pristis pectinata (smalltooth sawfish)
Lineage: Eukaryota; Metazoa; Chordata; Chondrichthyes; Rhinopristiformes; Pristidae
Product: tubulin alpha chain-like
Exons: 5
Coding region: 146-1507 (453 amino acids)
Biological process (GO): mitotic cell cycle; microtubule cytoskeleton organization
Cellular component (GO): cytoplasm; microtubule
Molecular function (GO): structural constituent of cytoskeleton; GTP binding
Source: RefSeq, a predicted model, not a curated record